GGUGGGCGAAGGAAUACUGUCUUCUUUCCUGUUGCCUUUCUCUCUCUGUUUGUAACAUCAAUGCUUCUGACGAAUGGUGAAGGUUUUGAUUAUCCAUCAAUUGUGAAGCCUCCAGGCACUUGGAUUAACAACGUCUCAAACUACUCUAGUUGGGACUCAGCCUGGUUGACACUGAAACCUAUCUUGGUCAAUGGGGAUUUUGUUUGUGGUUUCCACUGCAAAUUUGAAGAAAACAACACCUGCCUCUUUGCUAUCUCCAUCUUCAAUUUCACUUCCAACCGUCACUUAGAUUCACAAAUCGUAUGGUCGGCUAAUCGAAACAAUCCAGUUGGACGUGGGGCACAAUUGCAACUCUCCCAACAAGGGGAUUUAACACUGCAAAAUGUUGAUAGCACUCUGAUUUGGUCUACAAACACAAUAGGUAAAUCUGCUUCGGGUUUGAAGUUAACUGGUCAGGGUAACCUCAUGCUGUUUAAUGGAAACAAUCAGAUGGUUUGGCAAUCUUUUGACCAUCCAACAGACUCUUUAGUUCUCGGACAGAGACUAGUUUCUGGGCAGAAAUUGGUGGCAAGUAUGUCUGACACAAAUUGGAGUGAGGGUAUAUAUUCAUUUUCAAUUGAUAAUAAUGGUUAUUUUGUUGCUUCUGCGGAGUUCGAUGCUACCAUAGUGUAUUACAAAUUCAACAAGUCUCAAUUAAGUAGCCAAACGGGGCAGUUUUAUGCUGAGCUCACUAACACAAGUUUCGGUAUUGGUCUUUCUCCAAGAUCUGGAGUUCGUUUUAUACAAUUGGGCUCUGAUGGGCACUUAUUGUCUUGGAAUGGAACAGUGUAUUGGCGAACGGAUGAUUUGUUUGAGAACCAAGUCCAUGAAUGUGAUUAUCCACUGACAUGUGGAAAUUAUGGAAUUUGUUCGGUAGAAGGAUGCAGUUGCCCAUCGUACUUCAAGCAGAUAGAGUCUUUUCAGUCCCAAUCUUAUUAUACAUGUUCUCCAUAUAUUCCAAUAUCAUGUGAGUUUCCUGACCAACACAGUCUUAUUGAGCUUAAGAAUGUUGAUUCUGUUCUCGGAGUUAAUUAUCACAUAACAGACAUUGAAAGCUGCAAGCAAGCCUGUUUAAAGAACUGUUCUUGCAAGUAUGUUGUUUUCCAACAUAAUAGUAAUUCCUCAUCAUCUGGAAGGUGCUUUUUAAGAUCUGAAGCUUUUUCAUUCAAGAGAGUGAAUUCAUAUAACUAUCAAUCUGUGUUUCUAAAGGCGCAUGGUUCAAGUGUGAAGCCUCCAUUCUCUUGGACUAACAUCAUCUCAAACUCUAGUUGGGAAUCAGAAGAGUUGAUACUGGAACCCAUCUUUUUUAAUGGGAAUUUUGUUUGUGGCUUCCACUGCAAAUUAGAAGAAAACAACACUUGCCUCUUUGCUAUCUCCAUCUUCCACUUCGAAUCCAGCGAUCAUACAAAUUUAAAAAUGAUAUGGUCUGCUAAUCGAAACAAUCCUGUUGGAGGUGGGGCAAAAUUGCAACUUUCCCAUCAAGGAGAUCUAACACUGCAAGAUAUUAAUGGCACUCUGGUUUGGUCAACUAAAACAGCAGGUAAAUCUGUUUCAGGGUUGAAGUUAACUGAUCAGGGUAAUCUUCUGCUGUUUGAUGGAAACAAUGAGACUGUUUGGCAGUCUUUUGAUCAUCCAACAGACUGUUUAGUUCUCGGACAAAGUCUAGUUUCUGGGCAGAAAUUGAAGUCAAGUUUCUCAACCACAGAAUGGAGUGAGGGUUUAUUUUCAUUCCUAAUUGAUAAUAGUGGUUUUUUUGUUGCUUCUGUGGAGUCAGAUACCAGCCUAGUCUAUUACGUUUCCCAUAGUUAUCCAUUAAAAAGCAAAACAGGGCAGUUUUAUGUUGAAUUCACUAACACAAGUCUUGGUAAUGGCCUUUCUCUAGGAUUGGGCGUUAGUUUUAUACAAUUAGGCUCUGAUGGGCACUUAAGGUCCUUUAGGUGGGUAGAAUCAGAAUGGAAGGAAGUCUAUGAUUUGUUUGAGUACCAAGUUCGCUGAUGUGAUUACCCACUGGCGUGCGGAAAAUAUGGAAUUUGUUCAGCAAGUGGAUGCAAUUGCCCAGAACCAGAUGAAAACGGAACAACGCACUUCAAGCUAAUAAAUCUUGGGUGUUCUC
Rubroshorea leprosula is the source of this 2152-nucleotide messenger RNA. The record is from the annotation of a GenBank genome assembly. NCBI's taxonomy places the organism in Eukaryota, Viridiplantae, Streptophyta, Magnoliopsida, Malvales, Dipterocarpaceae.